This is a messenger RNA of Cryptosporidium ubiquitum, 1227 nucleotides long. RefSeq lists its product as uncharacterized. The record is from RefSeq and is a predicted model, not a curated record. Bases 1 to 1227 code for a protein of 408 amino acids. The transcript has a single exon. Lineage: Eukaryota; Apicomplexa; Conoidasida; Eucoccidiorida; Cryptosporidiidae.
AUGCCAAAAUCAGAGUUUGUAGUCAACUGGAAUUCUCUAUUAAAUAGUGAAGAUAGUAAUGACGAGAAGGCUAAAAGUGAUAGCUCCAAUACUGGUGAAGAUGGGUCAAGUGGAAGUGAAAGUAAACACUCUAGUGACAAUGAGAAUAAAGAAGAAAAAAAUGUGAAUGAAACCCGUCAAAAGAAUACAAAUAAUGAACUAAAUGACAAAGUAGAAGCAGUAAACAAACGUGAAAUCAAAAUAGUAAAUGUAACUUUAUUGGAGGUAUUUUCAAAGCUGAACCUUAAAGCAAAAAGGAAUCUAUUUGACUUUGUGGAGGACAGAUAUUUAUUAGAAUUAAGGGUUGCUUGUAAGUUAUUAAAUCGAUAUUGUGAUGGCUAUAUUAGAUAUUCUUUAAAGAAUUGUUAUUUCUUUAACGUUUCACUAACUAGAAUGACAAUGGAUUUCUGGUUUGCAGCAAUGAGAUUCUUCUUUUUAGAGGCUGCAAGAAACUUACCCCUAAAUAGAGUAAAAUACGGCCCAAUAGUAGCAGCUUUAAAACAUAACCACAAAAUAUUACCAGUUUCUGUAGAUCAGAUGAAGUCUCAUGUUGUGGUGACCUUAGAUAAACUUUUACCUGAGCAUAUAGUUUUCUGUGAUCAUCUACAUCCCCAACCACACACCUGCGAUACUAGGCUGGAAAUAAAGGGACAAUCAAAGGUUUUUUUUGAUGAAAUCGAUAUUAUCAAGUUUGUGAAACAUUACUACAUGCACCUGGAAGUCAUGGAUGAUGAAUUAAUUAGAGGGAGUAGACAGUUAACGAAGUACCGUAUUGCAAUGUAUUUCUAUGAAUUUCUUAAGUCAAUAAAGAUGCUUACUGAAAAAGGAAAUGGUGUUUUCAAACUUUCCAGAAUUGAGUAUCUCGUAAAUACAGGCACUAUUUUAAGACAUAGAAUUUGGCACCAACUCUACGCAUCUUGGGGUAGCUCCAUUAACAUUAAGAAGCCAAAUGAAGGUAGCUCAAAGAACGAAGAUAAUAAUUCAAGCAAUAAAUCUUCAGAAAAUCAUGCUUCUUUUUCUGAAAGUAAACCAAAAAGGCUUUCUGAUGGUCCUAGUAGAAUUACGAAAACAUCCGCCAAUAAACCUACAACCUCAAAUACUCAAAACCAAAAUGGAUCAAACAACCCAGAUGAUCUUGUCAUUGAAGUUUUCCUAACAAUUGCUGACCAUUUCCAGUGGGAUAGCUAA